UUUUUAGGUUGUUUUUUUAUUGCAGAUGUUGCGUCGACGUCUGCUUGUGGCAUUUGACUUUGAUCAUACUAUGGUAGAAGAGAAUAGUGACAUAGUCGCUCGUAAGCUGAUCCAUGUAGACUUGAUACCUGAGAAAGUUCGUAGACUGUAUCAGACAAGUGGGUGGACCCAGUACAUGGCUGAAGUGUUCAAACUGUUGUACAAAAAUAAAGUAAAGAAAGAAAUGAUCCUUGGAGCAAUGCACAACUUGACGCCCACACCAAACAUGCAGGAGCUCCUCAAGGUUUUAAAAGUGGAAGGGCAUGAAACAAUCAUCAUAUCAGACUCAAAUUCAGUGUUCAUUGAAGAAUGGUUGCAACAUAAGAACCUCCAAGAAUGCGUGAAACAUGUUUUUACAAACCCGGCGAGUUUUGAUGAAAAAGGUCUUCUCUCGAUCCAACCAUACCAGGAUCAGAACUGGUGUGAUUUGAGCACUCGAAAUCUGUGUAAAGGUUACAUUCUUGAAACUUAUCUGAAGGAGAGACAAACUGAGGGAGAAAGUUUUGAUGCUGUAGUGUACGUGGGAGAUGGACAGAAUGAUUUGUGUCCUGCGCUCAAGUUGAAAGAAAAUGACUUUGUGUUCCCCAGAGCAGGGUUUCAAUUAGAAAAUUCACUAAAAGACUCCACGUUUCAGGGUAAACUUGCUGCCAAAGUUUACAUAUGGACUUCAGCUGAUGAAAUAAGAAAUAAUCUAGAAAGCGUUUUAUAAACAUUCCAUUUAAUUUAUAGUAUUUCAACACACAUAAUUCAAUUUAUAAACAUUUCAUAUAAAAUUGUACUCUUUAAAGAGGUAUAUCCCCCAUCUCGAAUUUUGAAAUAAAUGUUUGUACCUUGCCAUUCAUUUAUUAAAAAAAAAUAAUUUCAUAUUGAGUAGCAUAUGACAGGACUAUGUUAAUCUAAGUCAAGUGAAGAACAUUUAUUAUAAUCAAGCGAAUGUUAAAAUCUGAUUCGUAAUAUGUGAACAUUUUGUUUAUAACAACAACAAACAGUUAUAGUUUGAAUUUAAAUUGUUUUACAAUAAGGAAGUGAUUAGCCAAUCACAUUUUUGUUUUAGUAUCUUGACUUAACAAAUGGAACAAAAAAUUGGUCUUCUGCUAUGGUGCAUGGUUGUUUAAUACAAUCAUGUAUACAGUGCAAAUUUAUUUAAUUAUUAAGACAUUAGU
Homalodisca vitripennis (glassy-winged sharpshooter) is the source of this 1202-nucleotide messenger RNA. RefSeq names its product pyridoxal phosphate phosphatase PHOSPHO2-like. The record is from RefSeq and is a predicted model, not a curated record. Lineage: Eukaryota; Metazoa; Arthropoda; Insecta; Hemiptera; Cicadellidae. Gene Ontology annotation, molecular function: phosphatase activity.